Molecule: messenger RNA, 3084 nt
Organism: Gregarina niphandrodes
Lineage: Eukaryota; Apicomplexa; Conoidasida; Eugregarinorida; Gregarinidae
Product: putative ubiquitination factor
Exons: 3
Coding region: 1-3084 (1027 amino acids)
Biological process (GO): protein polyubiquitination
Cellular component (GO): nucleus; ubiquitin ligase complex; cytoplasm
Molecular function (GO): ubiquitin-ubiquitin ligase activity
Source: RefSeq, a predicted model, not a curated record
AUGUUAGCUAAAGAUUUAAUACGUUAUCAUCGCGAUGAAUUGUUGGACCGUUUGGCGCAUGUGUAUUACCAGGCGAGUCGAGGUUUGGAUAAGCACCUGGCAUUGUCGCGGCUUUGUGCUGCACUUAAACAGAACGGUGUAGAUGUGCAGCGACAUAUGAACAGUGUGAUGGAAGCUUGCGUUAAUUAUGCUGCUCUGGCGUACAGUUGUCCCCAGUUUUAUGGACUGGAUACCUUUCCUGAGAUGCUGGAUAACUUUUUCCAUUGCGCUCGUUCACCCUGGGGAGCCUUGGUGUUACCGCUGUAUGCCGAAGCUAUGGAGUGCACUGGCAUCCUGGAAGAAGUCCUGGACAAACUCUUCGCCGACUUGAUGGACAUCACGCUUGGAAAUCUCAAACCACAUACAAUGCAUAUGGCUAAAACGCUGAUUAACAUCCCCGUCGUUAGGGAAAAACUUGUCAACCGACCCUGGUGGCUCGUGGAUAACAGCGCACUCGCCGUAAACCCCGGAUACAUGGGCCCCGAUGGAGUCGGCUACCCCCUCGGUCAAGGCCAAGGUGGAGGCCAGAACAAGGGCGGCUUCACCUUCAUGGUAGGCACUUUCCUCGGCCGCUUGCUGACCCCCACACCGACGGACAAGGCGGUGGUCGACGAGUUGAAGCAACAUCUGCUGCCGCGGGCGGCCAUGCCAGGUGCUCAAAAGGUGAUGCAACGCGCGAAACAGGCUGUGGCCUCUCAUAUUAGCCAGGUGGUGCAACUCAUCAAGGUCCUACUUAAACACGGGGGCUUUGUGCGCGAAGCCGUCAUUCGAUGGUUCGUACACGUCCUCGAGGCCAACAAGAACCAGACCACAGUUAGCUUCCGCCACUACCAGUCACAGGCUCCCCAGCUUUCACGAGGCACCGACCUGCUGGCGUGCAUCGUGCACAAAGUUUGCACUCAGGGAUUCUCCUUCAAUGUCGCGUGGGUCAUGCUCGAACUCUGUCGACCAAUCAAAAUUGAGAAGCUGGCCGAUCUUGAUGGCGUGUUUCCAGAACUCUGCAGACUCGAGCGCGACGGAGGAGUGCUGGGACUCAGCUGCAAAGACGAAAGUAAAAUGGGUGACGUCCAGGAACUUGAAGCAGCGUGUAAGGAACUCAUUGCCGGACCAGCGGGACAGGCGUCUUCCUGGGGCUGCAAGUUUACUACUCAAAUCUUCUGGCUCACCUUCAAGGCUUCACGGUUCUUGCUUUAUCAAGCGUUCAAUGAGGCGUAUCAAAAACAAGUGCACCUACAUAAACUUGUCACCGAACAGGAUUCGAACUCGGGAGCUAAUGCUGAUACUAGCCUUGCCUACUCACAAGUACUAAUCUGGCAGACAUGCGUCCGACUAGACGAAUUCGCCUCUGCCUACCUCCACUUCAUGGACCUACUCAACGGCUUCGUCGCCAGAGCCGUCUUCUCCUACGACCACCGCGGACACAAUGCGGUCUACGAGCCAGCACAGCUGCACCCGCACCCCAUCUGCAAAGCCCUCAACCUUCCCAGAUCGCUCCAAGCACCAGCCCAAAGGUCUCCGCAGUUCAUGAACAUCCCCAUCUCCUACUUCAAUGACGCUUAUGACGCCUUCUCGCGCUAUGUCUCGCUCAACAUGAGUCCCAUGCUAGUCAACCAAAAUAGUGCGGUUGUGGACAACGCAUUUGGUUCUACCAAUUGCGAGCUUUUUGCUAUUGUGCUAUUGUUCACGUUAGCGGGUCCAGAGGACUUUAUUAGGGCUGCUCCACUAAGGCUAGAGGUGGGUGGCAGAUGCCUUGCCCAGUUGACCGAUCGGCUUAGGGACCGAUUUGGCCAGACCUACACCGCUCAGAUCCAUUUGGCAGCUGCUCUAUGCAUGGCAUUUGUUCACGCACAAAAAUUAAGUUAUUAUACGAGGAUUGAUAUGAGGCUUGUGUUGACAAGAGAGUUGGAAAUACUAUUAAAUCGUCCAUCGUUUUCGGAUCAGUUGUUUGAUUUGAGUCAGGAGGACUCUGAGUUAUACGAGCGGUUCUUGCACUACUUUGGUUCCAAUACAUCGUAUGUUCUGGAAGAGGCUUUGACGUUGCUGACUGAGAUUAAGGCGCGCGAGGGAAAGCCGGAAGAGCCUGAGCCGCAGGUGCAGUUGGAUGCCAAUGGGUUGCCCAUUGGGGAAGAGGAGGAGGAGCGAGAAUUUAAUCAGCAGACGGAGAGAAUGGCUCAAGAGAUUGAGGGAACGCGGAACGUGGAGGAGCUGAGCUUCUCCCAGCUGUCAAGUCAAUGUCAGAGUUUAAUGGAUGCCGGUUCAGCGUCGCUGAACGCGUUCAGCAGGCUGGACAGCAGGGCUUUUGAUUUUAUCCGCAAGUCGGACGCACUAAUCAACCCCACUGUCUGCUGCCUUAAUGGCUGUCUGAACUCUCUGGUGGGGCCAAAGUGCAUGGCACUGAAGGUAUCAAGUUUCGAGAAAUAUAAAUUUAGACCUAGACAAUUCCUGGCCGACCUUAUCGAGAUUUACGUAAAACUGACGGGGCUUCCGAACCUCUCUAAGACGCCGGGUCAGGCCCCCACACCUAGUCAAGCUACGUCUAGUCAAAGCGCCACUUUAGAUUCCGCGGAAUCGAUCACAAGUGACAAUUUAGUACUGUUGAUAAAGGCAAUCAAAAGCGACGGUCGGUACUACGACCAGAAGACAUUUGAGAAGGCGGUACGGAUCACUCGGCGGGAAGGGUUAGCAAGCGGCCCCAAUCUAGCCCGGUUCCAACAGCUGGUAGACGCGCUUGGAGGUGAUAACCCUAACGACGACUUCUUGGAGGAGUUAGUUAUGUCUGGUGAGGUCCCGGAGGAAUAUAUCGACCCUCUCAUGAGCGAUGUGAUGAUGGAUCCGGUCCAGUUGCCCACUUCCGGAGUUGUUGUAGAGCGUAAAGUCAUUGAACGUCAUCUCCUUAAUGAUCGGUUCGACCCCUUCAACAGGGCGCCCCUUGAAAAAAGUCAACUUGUGCCACAGCCAGAAUUGCGAGAUAAAAUUCAGCAGUUCAUCAAACAGGCUGUUGAAAAGAAAGCAGCCGACAAGACGACUAUGACGGCCGUCCCCUAG